Messenger RNA from Danaus chrysippus (African queen), 600 nucleotides. The record is from the annotation of a GenBank genome assembly. NCBI's taxonomy places the organism in Eukaryota, Metazoa, Arthropoda, Insecta, Lepidoptera, Nymphalidae.
AUGGACGAGUAUGGCGGGCCGGCGCCGCCCCGGCCGCCCAAGACGAGCGGCGCGCGCGUGCACCGGCCGGCGGGCCCGGGCCGCGCCGCGCCCGUGUCGCUGCUGCGGCCGCGGCCCCAGGCCGAGCGGGAGCCCAACGCGUACGUGGAGGCCCCGCGGCGCGCGCUCGCCCCGCCCGCGCCCCGCGCGCCGCCCGCGCAGCCCCUCAAGCCGGUGACGAGCCAGCCGGCGGUGGGCGCGGAGUCGAUCCUGUGCGCCGGGUGCGGGCGGUGCCGCUGCGAGCAGUGCGCCCGGCCGCGGCCGCUGCCGUCCCGCUGGCUGUGCGGCUCGUGCCUGUGCAGCGCGGAGGCGUGCGUGGACUACGCGUCGUGCAUGUGCUGCGCCAAGGCGCUGUUCUACCACUGCGGGAGCGGCGAGGAGGAGGCGGCGGGCGCGUGCGGGCCGCGGCUGGCCGUGCUGGCGGCGCUGGCCGUGCCGCUGCCCUGCCUGUGCCUCUACUGGCCGCUGCGCGCGCUGUCGUCGCUGUGCGCGUCGCUGUACGCCCGCGCGCGCCGGCCCGGCUGCCGCUGCGCGCCGCCCUCCUCCUCCAGUAUUAUCUAG